This is a messenger RNA of Musca domestica (house fly), 607 nucleotides long. RefSeq names its product anaphase-promoting complex subunit 15B. The record is from RefSeq and is a predicted model, not a curated record. Gene Ontology annotation, cellular component: anaphase-promoting complex. The coding region runs from base 112 to 489 and encodes 125 amino acids. Gene Ontology annotation, biological process: regulation of mitotic cell cycle spindle assembly checkpoint. The transcript is spliced from 3 exons. NCBI's taxonomy places the organism in Eukaryota, Metazoa, Arthropoda, Insecta, Diptera, Muscidae.
CUUCUCUCUAACCAACACUGUUAGCCAAAAAUUGUUUACAUGCCAAUCAUUGUCUCGGGGAAAUAAUUUUGUUUUUAAAGUUAAAUUAUAUUUAAUAAUACAUUUAACAUCAUGUCAAUGCUACCAUUUUUCCCUUCUCUUCGACCACCAAUUGCCAAUCGAAUAUGGUUCGACAGUGCCGCAAAUGAAGAGGCAGAAGUUUUGAAAUAUGAAAGGGAACAUCAUAGCUGGUUAGAUGCUAUAAAAAAUGCUGCAGUUAACGUACAUCCUUUGGGGAAAGUGCUAACGAUGCCAGGUCUUGAAACUGAUGACGAAGACGCAAAUGAUGAUAGCGACGAUUCUGAGGAUACUAACGAGGAUGACGACACCAAUGAUCGUGCUAUUGGUAUGCCGGAACGAUCAGCGCUUGGUGGUUUAUAUUCACCUGGCGAAGAGAUGAACAUAAACAAUGAUGAAGUACCAAUUAUUCCCGGUGGAGGAUCUCAGUAAACAAGUUGUUUUUUAAGUGCGGAAUUAAAAUUAGUUUUUAAUCUACCUAUAAUUUAAUUAUCUCUAUAUUUUGUUUCAUUAAUAAAGUAAACAAUGUCGAUUUUUUCUUUGCUUUAAA